Molecule: messenger RNA, 1845 nt
Organism: Notechis scutatus (mainland tiger snake)
Lineage: Eukaryota; Metazoa; Chordata; Lepidosauria; Squamata; Elapidae
Gene: SLC7A7
Product: solute carrier family 7 member 7
Biological process (GO): amino acid transmembrane transport
Cellular component (GO): membrane
Molecular function (GO): L-amino acid transmembrane transporter activity; basic amino acid transmembrane transporter activity
Source: RefSeq, a predicted model, not a curated record
AGCUGGUGUGAGGACAGGCGGGCAGUUCAACAGGGGAAAGCCAAGCCCAGAACUGCCAUGACCAGGUCCAGCCAGUACGUGGUGGCAGGCACUCAGGAGGAACCCCCUUCCAAGACAGCAUCUAAUGGGAAGUUGGAGGCUUCCAGCUCGUCCUCCCAGGAAGCCAUGCAGCUGAAGAAGGAGAUCUCGCUGCUCAACGGUGUCUGUUUGAUUGUGGGCAACAUGAUCGGCUCGGGCAUCUUCGUCUCACCCAAGGGGGUCUUGGCCUACAGCGCAUCUUACGGACUCUCCCUGGUCAUCUGGGCCGUGGGGGGUCUCUUCUCCGUCUUCGGGGCCCUCUGCUACGCCGAGCUGGGCACCACCAUCAAAAAAUCGGGGGCCAGCUAUGCCUACAUCUUGGAGGCCUUUGGCCAGCUGCCGGCAUUCAUCCGCCUGUGGACUUCCCUUCUCAUCAUCGAGCCCACCAGCCAAGCUGUCAUCGCCAUCACUUUCGCCAACUACUUGGUCCAGCCGUUCUUCCCAUCCUGCGAGGCACCGUACCUGGCUGGACGUCUCCUGGCUGCUGUCUGCAUCUGCUUCCUAACUUUCGUGAACUGUGCCUACGUGAAGUGGGGAACCCGAGUCCAGGACCUGUCCACCUACGCCAAGGUGCUAGCCCUCAUUGUUGUGAUCAUUGCAGGCAUCGUCCGCAUUGGACAAGGACGCUCAGAGAACUUAACUGACACUUUCGAGGGCUCUGCGUGGGACGUGGGCAGCAUCGCACUGGCUCUCUACUCUGCCCUCUUCUCCUAUUCUGGAUGGGACACCCUAAAUUUUGUCACGGAAGAGAUCAAGAACCCUGAAAGGAACCUUCCCCUCUCCAUUGGGAUAUCCAUGCCGAUCGUCACGGUGAUCUACAUCAUGACCAACGUGGCCUACUACACGGUCCUGAGCAAGAUGGAGAUCCUGUCGAGCGAUGCCGUGGCUGUGACUUUUGGCGAUCAAGUUUUUGGAGUGAUGAGUUGGACCAUACCCCUUGCUGUGGCCCUGUCCUGCUUCGGAGGCCUUAAUGCUUCUAUUCUAGCUGCUUCCAGAUUGUUUUUUGUUGGCUCCCGGGAAGGACAGCUGCCAGAUGCCAUUUGCAUGAUCCACGUAGAACGGUUCACCCCUGUGCCAGCCCUGCUUUUUAAUGGAGCCAUGGCUCUGAUUUAUCUUUGUGUGGAAGACAUCUUUCAACUCAUCAACUACUACAGCUUCAGCUACUGGUUCUUUGUGGGCCUGUCCAUCGCAGGACAACUGUAUCUUCGCUGGAAGGAACCAUCUAGAGAACGUCCACUCAAGUUGACCAUCAUUUUCCCCAUCAUUUUCUGCCUCUGUACCAUCUUCCUGGUGGCUGUACCGCUCUACACCGACCCCAUCAAUUCGGCCAUUGGCAUUGCCAUCGCGGCGUCUGGACUUCCGGUUUACUUCCUGGUGGUACGGGUCCCAGAUCAGAAGAGACCAAGCUGCUUACGGCGAAUGACGGCCCGUGUGACUCGGAUUAUCCAGUUAGUGUCCCUGUCGGUCCUGACGGAGAUGGAUCCCGAAAUCAAAUCUCAGUGAUGGAAGAGUUGACCAUCCGAAAGAGAGGCUGGCUUAUCCUGUCAACCCCUUGCCAUGGACCCUUUUCUAAUUUAUUAUUUGAGACUUCGUUGAAAGUACCGUACUUAUGACAGGGAUAUAUAUAAAUUUCUUUUAAUUAUUUUAAAUGGAAUAUUUGGAAUGCAACGUGUCCAUCAUUUUUGUCACAACCCUCCGAUAUGGCUUUGGCUCCUUUUUGCAAUUUUAUUUUUUAAAACUGCAAUCCAUGGUUGUACCCUCUAAAUA